Messenger RNA from Protopolystoma xenopodis, 507 nucleotides. The record is from the annotation of a GenBank genome assembly. Lineage: Eukaryota; Metazoa; Platyhelminthes; Monogenea; Polystomatidea; Polystomatidae.
AUGGUUCCCUUUGAUGCAAUUACCUAUCUUACUGGGGAAUGUAAUUAUGGUGGUCGAGUCACUGACGAGCAAGAUAGGCGUUGCCUUUCGACAAUCUUAGCUGAUUUCUUUUGUAUUGCCUCAAUAACGGAUCCUAAAUAUAAACUUUCUCCCAGUGGGGUUUACUAUAUUCCACCGAAAAUGGAAUAUAAUGAAUAUUUGGACUUUAUCAAGGGACUCCCAACUGUACAGCAGCCAGAAGUUUUUGGCAUGCAUGAAAAUGUUGAUAUAACCCGUGAACUCUCGGAAACUAAAAGCUUAUUUGAUUCCAUAUUGCGUACUAUGGGUCAACUAUCUCCUGGUUCGGAUAGCAAGUCCGAAACGCAGUUAUGUGACAUCGCAGCUGAUAUCCUUACUAAAUUGCCCCCUUUGUUCAAUAUGGAAUUGGCUGAAUCUAGGUUUCCAGUGACCUACAACGAAAGCAUGAAUACAGUAUUGGUACAAGAGAUGGAAAGAUUUAACAAGUAA